UAUUAUGGUAUUUUUUUUUCUUUCUUGUUAAUAUUAAGUACUUCUUAAAAGAAAAGGAAAAAACAAAGAGAAAGAACAGAUGAUGGGCAUGACCAACUAAAAUAAAAACUUGAGCCUGUGGGUGGGGGUAGAGACCUUUCUCCAGCUUUACACCUCAGCAAAUCUGCUCUCAACUGUAGCAGUUACUUUUCUCCUUCAGCAUGGAGGGUACAGUUCCUCUACAUAUUUUUUAAAUAUUUUGUCAUAUUUUUUUUUAACUUAGUGCUGUGAUAUAUUGUUUGUUAAAAAUGAUACUCAAAUGUUUUAGUGUUUAAAAUGUUUUCUUAAAUAAUGGAUUUAUUUAUCACUUGGACUAUUAUGUUUUCUUGGUUUGUUAGUUAAGGAUUAUCUUGUGAUAAAAAAUUAUAGUUGAAAUGGUUGUGGUUUCCCUUCUAUCAUAGAAAGAAUUGUAGUAAACAAUAUGUCCAAUGCUCUACAGGACAAUAUCAGAUUGAAUGAAGACGACAUAGAAGAUUUUACUUCACUCGAAUAUGAAGAAGAUUGUUUCUAUGCCUUAGUCUCGAAAUCUGAAACUCCUAGUUUCGAUAUUGAAGAGAGUGACUGGGAUGAAGAAAAUGGUUCAAUGUUUGUUCUUGUAGAUGAAGAAGAAUUUGAUCCGCCUCCUUUAGAUUUACCAGAGCAGUGUACUGUUGAAACUGAAUUUUAUAACAAAAAACUUGGAAAGAAUAAGUUUAUUAAAGCUGUCCGUGUAAAAUUUCAAGAUUUGUCCAAACCUUAUCUUGCAAAAAUUACAAGUCAAAAAAACUAUACAAAAUUCUUACAAUUGGUUAAUGGAGAAAAACCACACGGUGAUAUGUCCCCAGAUUCAGGUAUUAAUGAACUUGCUGGCUUGAGUCCUGAAGAACAAGAAAGACAAAAAAAAGAAUGGGCUGACGAACUCGUAAAAGUUGAAGAAGAAAUACAAACUUUGAGGCAUGUUCUUGCUUCAAAAGUAAAAGUAUCCCAUGAACUGAAGCGUAAGCUAGGGUUCAGCGUUUGGAGAGAAUUUCAGGACGAUAUGAGCCAAGGGAUUAAAAAUGUGAAGGAAUCUAAUGUAUACCAGAAAACAGAGUCUGUGAUUAAAGCGACAACAGAAAAAACAUCCUCUAUUCUAGGAGGACUAGGAUCUGGAAUCUCAAGUAAAAUUGGCCAACUAAAAAAUUCAGAAUCUUUCCGCUCUUUUGAGGAACGGAUGGGAAGUGCAUAUGAAAACGUUAAGACUAAAGUAUCUACGUCUCGUUCAAGUUCUAUGCAGAGCUUUGACGAUGCGCUGAGGGAUGUUGAACGUGAUAUGGACAGAAAGAUCAAGAGCCCAGUUACAACCCCGACUAUCAAUGAAGAACGCCCAUCUUAAAAUUAACAUUCUUUUCUAUAAUUUUCCUACGAUGUUUCCAUCCAGAUUCUUUCAUGCUACUGUCACUAAAUUGGCAUGCCUUUCUGCAUGUAUAAAUUUUGCAAAAAUGUAAAAUUUAUAAGUUUGUAAAUCACCUUACAAUUUUCGCUUGUUUCAUUGUUUUGUCAAUUUUUUUUUUCCAUGCUUUUUUUAGUGUUAUACACAACUUUUAGUGAGCUCUAAAAUAUAUUAAUUAAAAAGAAAAAAAAAAGGCUGAUCAGUGAUUAAUGAAAUUAUCUCUGAUUAAUUAAUAUAAUUUUAAGUCAAUUUUGGGCUUACACGGCUAUGUUUAUUAUCCGAGCUAUAAGAUGUUAUUAUAUUUUGUAUGAGAUAUUGAAGUAUUCUAUCUAGUUUAAUAAUUACACUGGCAUCGUUAGUAUGUAAUAUGUUGCUGUGUUAAAAUUUUAUGUUAGUCAUAAUUAUUUUUAUUUUCAAAAUAUUUAUCAUCCCUAUUGAAACAUGAUUGCACUUUCAUGCAUGCAAUAUUUUGGUGUGUAAGUGUAUUUAUCUACUCCAAUAUAAAAAAUAUAGCAUUAUUAUUUCAUUUUUUACAGUUACCCUUAAAACCAUUUAUCAGCAAAUUAAAAUUUAUAUGAAUGGAAUAAAAAACAAUAAAAUAAUUUAUCUAAAUCAGAUUUUUAAAUUUAUUAAAUAACAUGUAUUUUUUUUUAUAUAUUCUAUAUUUACUAUAUUAUAUUAUAUUGCUGUUUAUAAUAAAUUAUUGAUAACUAUAAAAAUAUUGAAUGUUCUCUAUUAUUUGUUGAAAUAUUAUUUAUUUCCUUAGGUUAAUUUAUGAAAUAAAAAAAAGCAUAUAAAUAACACUUCUGAUGUAAUAUAUUUAGGUUUUAUUUCUAAAACUUAUUUCUUUUAUUAAACGGCUAGUGUACUUAAAAAUAUUAUUUGUGCUUAUUUCAAUCCUGAUUCAUAGUACCUGGAUAAUAAUAUCAGCUGAAUUUGGACUUCUUUAAAUUAACAUCAAAACAUUUGCUACCGUUACACAAUUAAUUAACAUAUUGCACAAUUGUACUUCAAAACUAAUUUCAUUUCCAGAAAAAAUGGUCAUUCUCAGCUUUAAAAAAAAGGAAGGGCAAUGUACUUUUUGCUCCGCAAUAAUUUAAGAAGGGUAUCGAGCCUUUCCAAUACUUUGCAGCCAUUAAAUUAAUAAUAACCCUCUAAAAGUUCAAUAAGUUGUAUAGUUAGUAAUUAUGUAAAAUUACAGGCAAUAUUUUGUUUUCCUACCAACUUCCUAAGCUUUGAAUAUUUCUCAAGUGCCUGUUGCCUGUGAUGGAAACUUUUAAAAUUCAUUUCAAGCUUGAUAAACCAAAAAUAUAUGAUACAUCGAAUCAUAUCAGUGUCUUUAAAAGACUUUUAUUUAAUUGUUUUCAUUAUUUAAUAAGAAGACUUAUUAACAAUAUACUUGUUUGAUGAUAGUUAAAAGUAAUAUUUUAAUUUCAUUCUCAAAUAGAUUCAAGACUACGUGACACACAUUCUGUUAAAAGGAUAAACUUAUUUUAUUCAAUACAAAGAAAAUCUUUAUAUAUUAUUUAUCAAAAGUGUUUGUUUUGUUUUUUGUGCACUUUACAUUAUUAAUUUUUCAUUUAAUCCAGUGAUGGAGUCAUCAUUUUGAAGAUUAUCUUCUUCAGAUGCAAAAUAUUAAGUAAACUUUCAGAGAAAAGAGUUAUGAAGAAACAAACAAAAACGGAAAAUUUGUUUGUUUACACUAUAUAUUUUUUUAUCUUCUAGAAUUUUAGUAAGAUAUAGUUUAAAUAUAUAUCGUUUCUGAAAUAACCGAUUCAAAUGUGUUAUACACAGAGAACAGAUAUUUACUAAUAAUAUAACUGAUUUAAUUUCAUGUUUAAUUUAGAUUAAAAUAACUAUAAAUAAAGUUCCACAUAGCAUAUUGCAGUUAAAGCUUUCUCAAACCAAUUACUUUAUGUAAUUGUGAGCAGUCAGAACUAUGUCACACUGCUAGUUUCUUUAUUCUUUAAUUGAUGGCACUAUAGUUCAGUUGGAACAUAGAUAACUGUUGUAAGUGAUUUCUAAAUGAAAACUCAAUUUGAUCAAAUCUGUUUGUUAGUGAGAACCUUUUCAAACCAAAGUCACGAAUUGUAAUUUACACACAUUUUGGUCUACUAUUUUGAAUCAAAAUUAAUUCUUCCCUAUCACACUUCAGUCAAGGAAUGAGGUAUAGGGUGCAUGAGCAGGGACCUAAGUAAUUCUUUCAGAAACUUGUUCAGGAUGUGAAUGUAUCAAAAGUCCUGACAUCCAAGUGAGAAGGAAAGGUCAGAAUUUUCAAUUAUUAUUUAUUAGACCAAUUCUGGCCGGAACGUCCCAGAGAUCAAUUCUUGCACCACUGCUUUACAUAAUAUACACACAUGACAUACCCCUCUCCAGUGACAGUUUGAUAUCCACCUAUGCUGAUGACACUUCUAUUAUCUCAAGAAACGAUGACCUCACACAUGCAUCAUAUACUCUACAAAAUCACCUAUAGAUCCUACACGACUGGUACAAACUUUGCUAAAUAAAACUAAAUCACAACACAUACCGUUUUCAUUCCAACGCAAGAACUGCCCUCCUGUCUAUCUUGACAAUGAACAUAUCCUCCAAUCUGAAAAAGUACACUACCUAGGUCUUACAUUUGACAGAAGGAUGACAGGGGCUCACACAUCACCACUAAGUGAAAGACACUAAAUCAACUAUUUGACUAUUAUAUUCUCUUCUGGAACAUCACUCAAAACUAGACCUAAGACGAAAACUUAACACUUACACUUAGGUACUAAAACCAAUUUGGACGUACGCUUCACAAAUAUAUAGGAAUUUCUAAAAAAACACAUCCAGAAAAUUCUCCACAACGAUUUACACAUGCAAACCGUCACUGAACACAUACAAAGGUUUCACAACAAGCUUUAUGGUUAUUCCAAUGGACUCGUCCAAGAAAUGGCCUUGGAUUUGAGUUAAAAGAGAUCUUGAUCAACCAUUAACAUGACUGAAGAUUACUUCUACUCUUAUUAAUUUUAUUGAAAGAUUUAUUUCGUGUGUAUUAUUCAUAUUUUUCAAAGUUAUAUGUAAUGUUAUUAUAGUGUUGAUAAUAAAAAUAUGUUUAUAGGUCAAAGAUCAUUAUUGAAUAAAGAGUGAGUCUUGAUGCUGCAAUAUUGUUUUUUAUUUUAACUAGAAUAUGUUACAUUAAAUAAUAGUUUCAUGAAUAAUUGUAAUUAUUUUAUCAUAAUAUAAGAUAAAAAAAAAUUACAUUUGUAAUGAAGAUCAUUCAAUAGAAAUGGAGAAUUUAUUAAUUCUGUGUAGAUUUUUUUUAUUCUACCAAAUAUUGGAACCAUUUCCUUUUUAUUUUUGCUCUUAUACUCACACCAGAAUGCUUCUGUACAGGAACUACAAGAUCCAAUGUAUUUUUUUUUUUUUUUCAAAUAAAUGUAUUUAAACAAAAAGUUAA
Messenger RNA from Nezara viridula (southern green stink bug), 4877 nucleotides. The record is from the annotation of a GenBank genome assembly. NCBI's taxonomy places the organism in Eukaryota, Metazoa, Arthropoda, Insecta, Hemiptera, Pentatomidae.